GUUUUGGUAUAAAAGUAAGGUUUUUAGUGACGUCUUCCAGUUUAGAUUGAGCCAAAAUGAAAAGUGUAGUGAUCACAAUUGUUGCUUUGGCACUUGGAGCUCGAGCCGAAGACCCUCUCUGUGCGGGUCUUCCCAGGGACACGGAAAUACUUUUCCCAUCACCAAUCGAUUGCAGUAUUUAUUACAAAUGUUACAAUGGAAAUUUUUCGGAGCAGAAGUGUCCCCAAGACUUGUAUUUCAGCGAAUUUAACAACAGAUGUGUGGAGGCGCAAUACUCGGAAUGUAUGGGGGGUACUGGAACGCCGCCUCCCCCCACCUCAUCCACUACAACUUCCACGACAGUGCCCCCAACUGAAACUCCAGAUCCUGUGGACCCCCGAUGUGUUGACAAUGAGACAUCCUAUUGGCCCCACGUGAGCGUCUGCCACCUGUAUGUCGAAUGCUACGAGGGCAAAUCAUACGAAGUGACUUGCCCCUCAAACACCUAUUUCUCCGACCAACACAAGAAGUGUGUUCUUGCAAGCGAAUCCGAAUGCUGUAUCAAUGAUCCUUCACAAUGCACAUAAAUAAAAUGUA
This is a messenger RNA of Tribolium madens (black flour beetle), 576 nucleotides long. RefSeq lists its product as uncharacterized. Gene Ontology annotation, molecular function: chitin binding. Gene Ontology annotation, cellular component: extracellular region. The transcript is spliced from 3 exons. Lineage: Eukaryota; Metazoa; Arthropoda; Insecta; Coleoptera; Tenebrionidae. The record is from RefSeq and is a predicted model, not a curated record. The coding region runs from base 57 to 566 and encodes 169 amino acids.